AAGAGCGCGGCACUUCCGCUAGCCGGCGGCUCGGCUGCUGCUCCUGGAGGCAACAGCGGGAGCGGAGGGAGCGCGCGGCCCGGGGCCCCCCUCCGCCCCACGCGGCCGGGACCAUGGACGCCAGGUGGUGGGCAGUGGUGGUGCUGGCUGUUCUCCCCUCUCUCGGGGCAGGUGGGGAGAACGCCGAAUCCCCUCCGGAGUCUUGGACCCAGCUAUGGUUCUUCCGCUUUUUGGUGAACGCGGCUGGCUAUGCGAGCUUUAUGGUACCUGGCUACCUGCUGGUGCAGUACUUCAGGCGGAAGAACUACCUGGAGACAGGCAGGGGUCUCUGCUUCCCCCUGGUGAAAAUUUGUGUGUUUGGCAAUGAACCCAAGGCCCCGGAUGAGGUUCCCCUGGCUCCCCGGGCAGAGCCAACAGAGACCAGUCCCACUUGGCAGGCCCUGAAGCUGCUCUUUUGUGCCUCGGGGCUCCAGGUGUCUUAUCUGACAUGGGGAGUGUUGCAGGAAAGAGUGAUGACCCGCAGCUACGGGGCCACAGCUACAUCACCAGGUGAGCGCUUCUCAGACUCACAGUUCCUGGUGCUCAUGAACCGCAUCCUGGCACUGAUGGUGGCUGGCUUCUACUGCAUCUUAUGCAAGCAGCCCCGGCAUGGGGCACCCAUGUACCGGUACUCCUUUGCCAGCCUGUCGAAUGUGCUUAGCAGCUGGUGCCAAUAUGAAGCUCUCAAGUUUGUCAGCUUCCCCACCCAGGUGCUGGCCAAGGCCUCCAAGGUGAUUCCUGUUAUGCUGAUGGGAAAAUUGGUGUCUCGGCGCAGCUAUGAGCACUGGGAAUAUCUGACAGCCGGCCUCAUCUCCAUCGGGGUCAGCAUGUUUCUGCUGUCCAGCGGACCGGAGCCCCACAGCUCCCCAGCCACCACGCUCUCAGGCCUCAUCCUGUUGGCAGGCUACAUUGCCUUUGACAGCUUCACCUCCAACUGGCAGGAUGCCCUGUUCGCCUAUAAGAUGUCAUCGGUGCAGAUGAUGUUUGGGGUCAACCUUUUCUCUUGCCUCUUCACAGUGGGCUCCCUGCUAGAGCAGGGGGCCCUCCUAGAGGGCUUCCGCUUCAUGGGACGACACAGCGAGUUUGCUGCCCACACCCUGCUGCUGUCCAUCUGCUCUGCGUGUGGCCAGCUCUUCAUCUUCUACACCAUUGGGCAGUUUGGGGCUGCCGUCUUCACCAUCAUCAUGACCCUCCGCCAGGCUUUUGCCAUCCUCCUCUCCUGCCUUCUCUAUGGCCACACUGUCACUGUGGUGGGGGCCCUGGGGGUGGCUGUGGUCUUUGCUGCCCUCCUGCUCCGAGUCUACGCCCGGGGCCGUUUAAAGCAGCGGGGGAAAAAGGUUGUGCCAGUCGAGUCAUCUGUGCAGAAGGUUUGAGGGGCCUGAGGAUUGAGUGAAUAGGACCCUCUCACUGUACCAGUUUUCCUCUCCUACUGUAACUUCUUGGAGGUGGCAGGCUCCAGGGCAAGAUGCAGGUUUCUCAGUAUCUCAGACCAGCUCUGCAGUUGGGGGUAGGGAGCCCAGGAGGCAGCCUUCCCCUUUGCCUUAAGUCACGCCUCCUCUAGUGGGCAGGAUUCUUCCCAGGGUGGAGAUAACAGUGGGAAGAGGCGGAGGGAAGGGGCAGUGUUGAGAAGGCAGAGGCACUUUCCAAAGCCCCUCCUUCCUCCCAGUUCCCUGAAGUCGUGCCCUAUAGGCUCUGCCAACACCUCAUCUGUGCUUGUCCCCCUACCUUGAAUACCCACCCUUUCAGACUCGGAGAGACCUGCAUUUCUUACUCUGGCGAGAGAAGCACAAGUGUUGUAGGCUCCAAAUGCUGCUUUCCCAGGAGAGUAAGUGAAAGGUGGUGCUCUGCUGGGGGAGGGGGUUGGGAGUCCCACCCAGCACCACCAUCCCCUCUGCUCCUGGAUCCCUAGGCUCUGCUCCAUGAGCCAGUUGCAGGUUUUGGUACUUCGGAAAUGUAACUUUUGCUCUUAUAAUUUUAUUUUAUUAAAUUAAAUUGCUGCAGUGGGCUUGGUCCUGUGUUUUGGUUGACUGAAGUACAGACUUUCAAUUUCAGAUGGGGUUAUGUCCAGUAAACCCAUCAGAAGUAAAAAUGUGUUUAAUACACCUAACAUAGCUUAGGAUACCUGAAACUUCCAUCAGCUCAGAACAGCCUACAGUUGCUGUAUUACAAAUAGCAGCUGCUGUUUCAAAUAUCUCAUUUAACUUAAUACUGAAAAUGAAAAAACAAUGGUCGUUACGUGUACCACUUGUUUGUGGCCAAGUGGCUGACUGGAAACUGCAGCUCAAUGCCCAGCAACACCAGUGAAGUUACCUCAUACUGUCAGCCCAGGGGAAGAUCAAAACUCAAAAGUAGUUUCUACUGCAUGUGUGCGCUUUGGUACUACC
Molecule: messenger RNA, 2423 nt
Organism: Hippopotamus amphibius kiboko
Lineage: Eukaryota; Metazoa; Chordata; Mammalia; Artiodactyla; Hippopotamidae
Gene: SLC35B2
Product: solute carrier family 35 member B2
Exons: 4
Coding region: 114-1412 (432 amino acids)
Biological process (GO): transmembrane transport
Cellular component (GO): Golgi membrane; endoplasmic reticulum membrane
Molecular function (GO): 3'-phosphoadenosine 5'-phosphosulfate transmembrane transporter activity
Source: RefSeq, a predicted model, not a curated record